Colius striatus (speckled mousebird) is the source of this 2217-nucleotide messenger RNA. RefSeq names its product serine/arginine-rich splicing factor 5. The record is from RefSeq and is a predicted model, not a curated record. The transcript has 8 exons. The coding region runs from base 125 to 958 and encodes 277 amino acids. Gene Ontology annotation, cellular component: cytoplasm; ribonucleoprotein complex; nucleus. NCBI's taxonomy places the organism in Eukaryota, Metazoa, Chordata, Aves, Coliiformes, Coliidae. Gene Ontology annotation, molecular function: mRNA binding.
GGCCCGUGUCAGAGGGAGGAGCCGCGGGAGGAGGAGCAGCCCGCCGCCAUUGCCGCCGCGGCGCUCGGAGACCCUUCGGCACGGCCCGCAGCGCCCCGCCAUCAGCCCACGCACCAACCUUAAGAUGAGUGGCUGCCGUGUCUUCGUUGGGCACCUGAGCUCCCGUGCUCGGGAGCGGGACGUGGAGAAGUUCUUCAAGGGAUAUGGACGCAUACGAGAAAUCCAUCUGAAAAACGGAUUUGGGUUUGUGGAAUUUGAAGACCACAGGGAUGCUGAUGAUGCAAUUUAUGAACUGAAUGGAAAAGAGUUGUGUGAUGAAAGGGUUACAAUUGAGCAUGCUCGAGCCCGGAGAGGAAGGGGCAGAUUCGCACAACGCUUCAGUUAUUACCAGUCGCAGAGUGGAUCUAGCCGGUAUGGGCCUCCUGUUCGUACUGAACACAGGAUCAUAGUGGAAAACCUUUCGUCCCGGAUCAGCUGGCAGGACUUGAAGGAUGUGAUGAGAAAGGCAGGGGAGGUCACCUAUGUGGAUGCACACAGGAACAACAGGAAUGAAGGGGUUGUGGAGUUUGCAUCUUACAGUGAUAUGAAGAGUGCACUGGAGAAGCUGGAUGGCACCGAGCUGAAUGGACGCAGGAUUAAGCUGACUGAAGAUCACAGAAGGCACAGAAGCAGAUCUCGGUCAAGGAGUUACUCAAGGUCUCGCAGCAGGUCCAGGUCUACCGGAUCUUCCCGCUCGGACAGCCGCUCCAGGUCCAGGUCCCGCUCCAGGUCCAGGUCCCGGUCUCGCUCCCGCUCCCGGUCCCGCUCUCGCUCCCGCUCUCGUUCUCGCAGCCGUACACCUAAAAAGAGCUACUCCCAGAAAAGCCACCGCUCCAGCUUGAUAGCUUCUUCCCCCUCGCCCUCCUCCUCCAAACGGAAAUCUCGCUCUCGGUCGAGCUCUGCUCAUAGCCGCAGUUAACCUGCUCUGAGGGCUGCAUUAAUGCGUUUAAUUUGAUUCAAGUUUCUUGAAGGCUUGAGACAAAUUACACAUGAGAAGUGGGAGGGGAAGAGUUAACACAAUUAAAGGGUAACCUCCUCUUACAUUGCCAAAGUGCCUGUCAUCAAAUAGGCCGUCUCUGUGAGGAGGGGCUGUCAGCUUUCUCCUCUCAGUGAAGUCUGGAGUGGGAAGUCUUUUUUAUUUUUCCCCCCCCUGCUAUUAGUAAACAUUUCUAUCAUAGAUAUAUUAUGUACACAUAAUGCUGAGGUAAUGGGAUGAGACAAGAUGCUGCUUUCUCCCUCUUUUGCCCCCUCCCCCUCCACUUUCCCCUCCACCUCCAAGGCCUUUGACUUCCAAAAUACUACGUUAGCUUUUGUCCUUGGUAUUAAGUCUGAGAACAGGAAUUAUAGAUUUUAUUCCUUUAAGGUUCUGUGGCUACUUUUCUGUGUGAGAAUGAAUGGACCAGAUAAAUUUAGUUUAGGGUUCACUUUUUUCCUCCCCCCUCCCCUGUUGCUUGGCUUAAUGGGCUGUUUCAGUUCCAGCUUUAAAUGACCUUGAUACUACGCUUGAUUUGCAACAGACUUUCAGGAGUACACGUUGGUUAGCUGAAUAUCGCUCAUUUGGAUAGUGAAUCGAUACAUUGUUAAGCAGUGAUGAAGGCUGGAAUUCCCUGUUGAAGUGAGAUGUACCAUCCAGAUGCCAGGAUUAUUUGGAAUCCAUGCUAAUAAUUUUCCAGUAACUCACUAGUGUGUGGUAUUGUAUGUAGAGGCCUUAUUUGACAGGUGACUCCAUAAACUGCACAGAUACGUCAAUCUGCAUGUCCAUGUUUUUGGUGUUUAUAAAAGUGACAUAGCUUUCAUACCCAGAAGUAUGAUCCUGAAUACCGUGUGUAUGGCUAGCAAUAGUCUCGAUGGGAAGGAAGGUUAUUUUAGUAAUGGCAGCAGCAAAAAAAAAAAGUAAAAUCCCAGGAAAAGUGUAGUGAGUUGUGACAGGAGAAGUUAAUCAUGUUCCGCAGUGAAGAGGGUAGUUUCUUUCAGUCUUCUGAAUGCACAGUUGUUUUGAUUAAUAGAAACUUCCAGUACAGAUACCGUUUGUUCUUAUCAUUUGGAAUUAGGUUUUUUAAGACCUGUGUAUGGUUCAAUAAGGGACAUGUUUUUGGAAAAACUAUGUAAAUUAAUCCCAAAGUCUUACGUGUGUUUAAAUGUACCAUUCCUAAUAAAAUAAAACCUUUUUCUGGCUCA